Ciona intestinalis (vase tunicate) is the source of this 1964-nucleotide messenger RNA. Lineage: Eukaryota; Metazoa; Chordata; Ascidiacea; Phlebobranchia; Cionidae. The record is from RefSeq and is a predicted model, not a curated record.
CCAAUUAGCUUGUAGAUUUGUAUUGGUAAUUUGUACAAAACUGAUGGAUCAAUUUGCUGAAACUCUGGACAAAAUUGGCUCGUUUGGCAAGUACCAAGUUUUCAUCUGCGGAUUGUUAGCCUUUAGCACUGUCCCGAAUGGAUUUCUUGUUAUGGCGCCAGUGUUCACACAAAACACUCCGCAACAUUACUGCCGAAUCCCACAACUUGAAAAGCUAGCCACGCAGCAGAAUAUUUCGCGGGAUUCAACUGAAUACCAAACUUGGUUGGAUUUCAGUUUACCUUUGGAAAAGAAUAAGGAAGGGGUCUUUGCAAAGAGCCAAUGCAAGAGGUACAGCGACAUAGGUUUCACAUGGAAUGGAACGUCAGCAAUUCCAAUGCACACGAACAACAGUAACCGUGUUAUAUUGGAUUGCAACCAUGGAUGGGUAUAUGAAGGUGAUAGAACAACUCUUGCUACAGAGUGGGAUAUCGUGUGUGAUGAUGCAUGGCUCUUGCCUCUGACGACAACAUUAUAUAUGAUUGGGUUUUUAAUUGGGUCGUUUAUAAGUGGAAUCUUUUCGGACAGAUACGGCAGAAGGCCCACGUUCCUACUUGGUACUGUGGCAAUGUAUGCGUGCAUAGGAUUAAACAGCUUUUCUGUGAACAUUUACAUGUACAUGGCGACUUUUUUUGGAUGUGGUGUUACGGCACUGAUCAACUACAUGGCUGCAUUCGUUUUAGCAAGUGAAAUAAUCCAUGUUUCGAAGCGAUCCUUGAUCGGCAGUUUGGAAACUACUGGAUUUUCUGUCGGAUACAUGGUGCUAGUUCCAGCUGCCUACUUAAUAACCGACUGGCAAUGGCUCGUUAGAAUUCAAGUCAUUUUCGGGGUAAUCUUCAUACCCUAUUAUUGGUGGUUACCGGAGUCUCCUUUAUGGUUAAUGUGCUCGGGUAAGGUUGAGGAAGCGAUGGUAAUUAUGCGCAAAAUUGCAAAAAUCAACGGCAAGACAAUUGAAGACGACGAUUUAAAGAAGUCGUUGCUUCUGGUGAAAAGUGAUGAAAAAGAAAAGCCCCAAGAGAAAGCUGUUCAAAAAUUCACAUAUUUGGACAUGCUGAAACAUUCAAGUAUCCGUAAACGGUCCCUGGUUAUGUUCUACAUUUGGUUUAUGGUGUCCAUGGUUUACUACUGCAUCAGCCUGAAUACUUCCAAUCUGGGUGGAAACAAGUUUAUCAACUGUUUCGUAGCAGCAGCUGUUGAGAUUCCUUCUUAUGUUCUGUCCUGUUUUUCACUGGAAUUAGUUGGAAGACGUUGUGUGCUAUCAUUAUUCCUUUGCAUUAGUGCAAUUACACUUGGAAUUUCACCAUUUUUAAAAGCAGUUUCUGAAACUCUUAUGAUUGCGGGGGCGAUGACAAGCAAAUUCUUCAUUAGCGCGUGCUUCAAUAUCAGUUACUUAUUUUGCGGUGAACUUUUCCCAACUCUCAUGAGAAACAUGAGUAUUGGAGCGUCUUCUACUGCUGCAAGAGUUGGGUCUAUUGCUUCACCUUAUCUUAUUUUCUUAGGCCAGCAAACAAACUUCUAUUCUCCGUACCUCAUUAUGGCUUCAUUUGGUCUGUCGGCUGCGGGACUUUGCUUGCUUCUUCCAGAAACGAAAUCCAUUCCAUUGCCAGAGACGAUGGAAGAUGCUGAAGAAUUAGAAAGGUACACCAUAUGUUGUUCAAGCAGAAGCAGAAAAAAUAUGCCAACAACUUGUCAAAGUUCGGCUGUAUAAAAACGAGCUCGUUACCGUUUCACUGGCGAAUUUUAGAUUGCUAAAAACACAACACAUUACUAACAUAUUUUUGGCCAACAGAUUACCAACAUUUUUACCCAAUCUAUAGGUUUGAAAGUAAAAUGUUAAAAAGUAACAAAGUAAAAUUGCUUACAGUGUAUACUUUUAACUGCACCUAAAAAUAUUACGAAUAUAUCUAAUAAAUGAGGUGUGUAAU